This is a messenger RNA of Epinephelus fuscoguttatus (brown-marbled grouper), 1839 nucleotides long. Lineage: Eukaryota; Metazoa; Chordata; Actinopteri; Perciformes; Serranidae. The record is from the annotation of a RefSeq genome assembly.
AUGCACACCCCUUCCAUCACAAUAACUUCAAGCCUAAUCAUUAUUUUUUCCCUGCUUAUUUUCCCCGUUCUAACAACUCUCAACCCCCUCCCCCAAAAAGAAAGCUGAGCCCUUACACAUGUAAAAACAGCAGUAAAACUAGCCUUUUUUGUAAGUCUUCUCCCCCUCUUUUUAUUCCUCAGCCAAGGAGCAGAAACCGUUAUUACCUCAUGAAACUGAAUAAGUACAUCAACCUUUGACAUCAAUAUCAGCCUGAAAUUCGACCACUACUCUAUUAUAUUUACACCCGUCGCCCUAUAUGUCACAUGAUCCAUUCUCGAAUUCGCAUCCUGAUAUAUACAUGCCGACCCCAACAUAAACCGAUUCUUUAAGUACCUUUUAAUUUUCUUAAUCGCAAUGAUUAUUUUAGUUACAGCGAAUAACCUCUUCCAACUCUUCAUCGGAUGAGAAGGUGUAGGAAUUAUAUCUUUCCUCCUCAUCGGUUGAUGACACGGCCGAGCAGACGCUAACACCGCAGCCCUACAAGCGGUCAUUUACAAUCGAGUCGGGGAUAUUGGUUUAAUCCUUGCAAUAGCAUGAAUAGUUUCUCAUCUUAACUCAUGAGAACUACAACAAAUCUUUGCAGUUGCCAAAGACUUUGACCUUACCUACCCACUUCUUGGCCUAAUUGUAGCCGCCACAGGUAAAUCCGCUCAAUUCGGACUACAUCCUUGACUCCCUUCUGCUAUGGAAGGACCCACACCAGUAUCUGCCUUACUCCAUUCCAGCACUAUAGUUGUUGCAGGCAUUUUUCUUCUAGUACGCAUGAGCCCUCUCUUGGAAAACAAUCCUACCGCCCUCACCACCUGCCUAUGUCUUGGAGCCCUAACCACACUAUUCACAGCCACAUGCGCCCUAACCCAAAACGAUAUUAAAAAAAUUGUUGCAUUUUCAACAUCAAGCCAGCUAGGUUUAAUAAUAGUAACAAUUGGACUAAACCAGCCCCAAUUGGCAUUCCUUCACAUCUGUACCCACGCUUUCUUCAAAGCAAUACUUUUCCUAUGUUCCGGCUCCAUCAUCCACAGUCUUAACGACGAACAAGACAUCCGAAAAAUGGGCGGCAUGCACCGCCUCACCCCCUUUACUUCCUCCUGUCUUACUAUCGGAAGCCUAGCCCUUACAGGUACCCCUUUCCUAGCAGGCUUCUUUUCUAAAGAUGCCAUCAUUGAAGCUCUCAACACCUCAUACCUAAACGCCUGAGCCCUUACCUUGACCCUCCUAGCCACCUCCUUCACAGCUAUUUACAGCUUACGCAUUGUUUUUUUUGUCUCAAUAGGACGCCCUCGAUUUAAUGCACUUUCCCCUAUUAACGAAAACAACCCUGCAGUUAUUAACCCAAUUAAACGACUAGCUUGAGGAAGCAUUGUAGCUGGCCUUCUAAUUACCUCCAACCUACUUCCACUAAAAACCCCCGUAAUAUCAAUACCGCUAAUGCUCAAACUAACCGCUCUAACCGUAACCAUCCUGGGCCUACUAAUUGCCCUAGAACUCGCAUCCUUAACAAGCAAACAAUUCAAACCCGCCCCCUACCUCCCCACCUUCCGCUUCUCUAACAUACUUGGCUUUUUUCCAAUAGUAAUGCACCGAUUCCCUCCUGCAAUAAGCCUAGGAAUGGGCCAAUCCAUUGCCAGCCAAAUAGUAGAUCAAACUUGAUUGGAAAAAUCAGGCCCUAAAGCCGCAGCCAAACUUAACACCCCCUUAAUUACCUCAACAAGCAACACCCAACGGGGCUUAGUAAAAACUUAUCUUAUUUUUUUCCUCAUCACCCUUAUAUUUACCAUACUAAUCUUCUUUAUCUAA